Messenger RNA from Seriola aureovittata, 6620 nucleotides. It is a transcript of the gene ppm1aa, whose product is annotated as protein phosphatase, Mg2+/Mn2+ dependent, 1Aa. Gene Ontology annotation, biological process: negative regulation of canonical NF-kappaB signal transduction; positive regulation of canonical NF-kappaB signal transduction; protein dephosphorylation. Bases 415 to 1569 code for a protein of 384 amino acids. The transcript is spliced from 6 exons. Gene Ontology annotation, cellular component: nucleus; cytosol. The record is from RefSeq and is a predicted model, not a curated record. Lineage: Eukaryota; Metazoa; Chordata; Actinopteri; Carangiformes; Carangidae. Gene Ontology annotation, molecular function: magnesium ion binding; manganese ion binding; protein serine/threonine phosphatase activity.
UCUGUGCUCCUCAGAAGCUAACGUUAGCUAGCAAGCUGUCAAGCUGUCAAGUGGAGAGGCUGGGACAGACGUUUCAGCUUCCCCCUGGCUUGGCCACUCAAAGCUCCGGCCCACAAAUUUACAAGAAAAUCUGUUAGAAUAUACUUAAGAUCGCCAGCUGAGAUAAUGUAAUGCAACACGGGCGUUCGCCAAGAGGGACCUCCGCACUUACACAAUUUAUAUGCACUGAGUCUUGAGUGACGAUUGCUCAUUGCUAGCUAACUGGCUAGCUAGCCUAGCUAAACCGCCGCAAACCCUCUAGUUUCGUCGGUGUACCCUCUCUGGUGUGAACUGCGGCCAGUCAGUCCUGGUCACUAUCGCAGCUUCCGUUGCUGUCAACUGGUAUUUUGAAAAUUUGGUUUUAAGAGGGACACAAUGGGUGCAUUUCUGGACAAACCAAAGAUGGAAAAAUAUAAUUCCCAUGGUGAGGGUAACAACCUGAGGUAUGGGCUGAGCAGCAUGCAGGGUUGGCGGGUAGAGAUGGAAGAUGCACACACAGCAGUAAUUGGUCUGCCUCAUAGCCUCGACCUCUGGUCAUUCUUUGCUGUUUAUGAUGGGCAUGCUGGCUCUCAGGUGGCCAAGUACUGCUGUGAGCACCUGCUGGAGCACAUCACCACCAACUCAGACUUCCAGAGUGCUCUGCAGGAGGACCCCUCUGUGGAUAGUGUGAAGAAUGGGAUCCGCACAGGAUUUCUGCAGAUUGAUGAACACAUGCGAACCAUCUCCGAGAAGAAGCAUGGUGUGGACCGCAGUGGCUCCACCGCAGUGGGAGUGAUGAUUUCUCCAAGCCAUACCUACUUUAUCAACUGUGGCGACUCACGGGGGCUCCUCAGCCGGGGCGGAGCUGUGCACUUCUUCACACAGGAUCACAAACCAAGCAACCCUCUGGAGAAGGAAAGGAUCCAGAAUGCCGGUGGCUCAGUCAUGAUCCAGCGAGUUAAUGGGUCCCUAGCUGUCUCUCGGGCUCUGGGAGACUUCGACUACAAAUGUGUGCUUGGAAAAGGCCCUACAGAGCAGCUUGUUUCUCCUGAGCCUGAAGUUUAUGCAAUAGAGAGAUGCGAAGGGGAAGAUGAAUUCAUUAUACUAGCUUGUGAUGGCAUCUGGGAUGUCAUGGCCAAUGAGGAACUGUGUGACUUUGUUAGGUCAAGGCUAGAGGUGACAGAUGAUCUUGAAAGAGUCAGCAAUGAAAUUGUUGACACCUGCUUGUACAAGGGAAGCCGGGACAAUAUGAGUGUCGUGUUAAUCUGCUUUCCUGGCGCCCCAAAGGUAUCUCCAGAAGCAGUUAAACGGGAGGCUGAGCUGGAUAAAUAUCUGGAGGCCAGAGUAGAAGAGAUCAUCAAAAAGCAGGGGGAUGAAGGUGUCCCGGAUUUGGUCCAUGUUAUGCGGACGUUAGCAUCUGAGAGCAUCCCUAACCUCCCCCCUGGAGGAGAGCUGGCAAGCAAACGAAGUGUUAUUGAAGCGGUGUACAACAAACUCAACCCCUACCGAAGUGAUGACACAGACUCUGCAUCCACAGACGACAUGUGGUAACACAACCUCCUACCACUAACACAGCAUAGAGUUUACAAACCACCAUCCUCUCAAGACCCACAGCAGCUCAGCUCAGCAGUCUGUCUCGCCGUCACUCUGAGCUUUUGGUUUCUAAGAAGGGAAUUUCAUGGGAGGAGGAGGAGGAAGAGGAGUUGCAUGCACACAAACCUGGAAUAGUGCAGCACCAGUCCACUCUGGAGUUCAGGAUCCUCACCGUCUUGUCUCCCAUUUAUGUUCACCCACCUAAAUAUUCUCCUCUAAAGUAAUCCAUAACAAGUGAGUCCGCAAGGUUUUCUUUCUUUUUGUUAAAUAAUCAGCUUAAGUAGUACAAUUUUUUGCUGUAAUUAAUUUGAUUCACAUUUCCUUGUGUGUGUUUGUAUAUUUCUGUUUUUGUGAAGUGCAAUUGUCCUGUACAAACAGCCUGUAUUUAAUGCAGCUUGAUUUUAAGUUAAAAAAUGAAAGAAAUGAAAAAGAGAACCUUUUAUGCACUAUCUGCCUUUUCCUGCUCUUCUGGAAUUCUAACAAAUGUCUGUUCAGUGGAUAUUACUGCUUGUCCUCCAGGCACAAUGUCUCUGCGCUUUUACUUUUCUUUCGUUCGUUCUUUCUUUCUUUUUUUUCAGUUAGUCUAUGCUCCUUUAAGAAACGGGUAAAUUGUAUAGUUGACAGCACAGUAAGCUCUCUAUAUCAAACCAUUUAAAUCCUAAUUAUUUUUUUCCCUGUGCUUUUUUUAUUGUAUUUUAUUUUUGUAAGUGGUUUUCUGUACAUGCUCGAAUAAUAAUGGCAAAGUGUUUCUCAGUUUGGAAGUGUGAAGCAAAAAAAAAUCUUUUUUUCAUUUCUUUGAGGCGUCUGAUGAAAAAAAAUACCCCUGUUAACACAUUUGUGUGUGCGGAUAGAUACUUGCAAGCGUGCGUGGGUGCUUGUGUGUAUGUAUGUGCGCACGUACGUUAGUGUAAAGGCAGAUCUGUGUGUGCGACUCUAAUUCAAAUUUGCUGAGGUGGUUCAGACAACAGACAAGGCUGGAGCUUAAGGGAAUUGCCCAGUGCUUACCCAUUGCCUGCCCCUUUUUUCAGCCAUUGUUCCAUAUCAACCCAAGACAGGCUCUCACUACUUCUUAUUCCAAAAAGCUUUGGAUAACAGAGUUUACAUGCUGUUACGCUAUUUGAACAACUUCAAGCUAUAUAUCAGAACUAUACAGAUAUCUGAGAUGACACAAGUAGUUCAAUUUACCCAUGGUGUACAAUGGUUUGCAGCUAGUCAGGUCUUGACUAAUUUACACAUCUAUUGUGUCAUAUUUUAAUAUUGCUUUCUAAACAUUCAUUGUUACCAGUGCCCACUGUGGGUGCCAUAUAAUUUAUGAUCAGUUGUUUCAGCUUUAUGACAGCCUAUGCCAAGUUUUUUUCCAUGAGAUUCAGUUUUUGUACGUGGUACAGAUAGAUUUUUAGCUUCUACCUUUAACAUUUGAUAAUUUGUCUGAUGUGAACCGUUUAAGCACUGACUGUUUUAGAGAAAAUCACCCAAUUACUAGUUUUAAGAUAGGAGAAACUGUUGACUCUAAAACUUACAAGGCUUUUUUUCCCACAUGCUCUUUAUUUGGACUUUCAAACCAAGAACAAAUCCACUAACUGCAAUGAGUUCUCAUGGUUGUAUAGCACCUUUUUAUUCCCAUUGGGUUUGCUCUGCUUAAAACCCUCCCCUUCGCCACCACAAGCCAGAGCACAAUACAGUUUGCUGCUAUAGUGUAUGAUCUGUGGGUUCAUUUUUUUUCCAGUUGAUUCCCCUCUUGAAAAGAUGAAUAGUCAUUGACUAUAUCUGUAUCUAACACACACAGUAGAUAUAUUUCUUGAAGAGAAAUGGUUUUAUUUCAGAUUUAUUUUCUGCCAUUUUUUGUCUAAAAUUGCAUUGUUGGAAAUUUAUGUAUGUAUAUAUUUUUGACUUAAACUUUCAAGGAAUAAAUCAUGUUGCUUGAGUUAGUUUUUUUUUGCCAUGGACAAAAUGUGAUUCUGGUUUGUCUUGGGAUGGUUAGUUGAAUUUUUGUGUGUUUUGGCAAACAAAGGUGUCCCUCUAAUCACUUUGAUGUCCCUCUGAUCAACGCUGAGGGUUUCAUCUAUAUAAUACUCAAUAGUAGUGCUAAAUUUGCAAUUCUUAAUUUAUCAAAAUGACAAUCCUAACUAUUUCAUCGCUUUGUGGUGGGUAGCAAAUUAUAAAAUCUUUAACAAAGUACAGAUUUUAACUUUGACUAUAAUCCUAAAUUAGCUGCUUCAUUAUAUGCUUUUGUGGCAAAAAGGCCAAAGACCACUCAGAAUUGCGAAGGCUAUAUUACAAGACGUAACAAUAUAAAGGAGAGCCUAGCUGUAACCCUGCAAAAGAUGUUAAAAGUGUUGAGGUAUUAGAGAGCAACUUUAUUUUGAAAUGUUUUGUUGAUAGUUUUUAAAGGUACUCUGUGGAGUUUUUGACCACUGGUGGUGCUGUAGAGAAAUGUUAUGAUAAGUGGAUCCUUGCUCCAGUAGCACGUGCACAAGGACAAAAGUACAGGACAAGCACAUGGUAUGACAUGAAAUGCACUUCCGCCAGCUACAGGAAGCAGCGAUGUGUGUCUCAACAGGUGGUGUCAUGGUAACUUGGCAUAGAAGUGCCACUGAACCGAUUAGAGACAAUAACACUGUAAACUGAUGCAAAAAGUGCAGGCUUCCAAACAAAAGAAAAGCCUUUGAAAUGUUGUGUGAGGUAUGGAAUUGUUUGAUAAGCCUUAAAGACAAUGUUUUAAGCAGUUUUGAAUGUAAACCUAACUAUGUUCACAGUGGAAACUCCAUAGGGUACCUUUAAACAGUCAUCUUACUAAAAACAUGAAUAACAUGUCAGGAAAUUGAUUUCUUUGUGUUUGUUUGCAUGAAAAUGUGAUUUCACUGAUUAUUCCUUCCCAUGAAAAAGCAAAAAUUACAACAAAAAAAAGAAAACAGCAGAACAGUAAAAAUGUCUUUCAAUUCACAUCUUUUUGGUUUACUUACACAUAGCCUACUACUGUACUCACAUCAUGUAAAACAAAAACUCAAUCUAUCCAGAGUGUUUGAGAAAAAACUCAGUGCAUAUAAUGCCUUGUCUUUAAUUUUAUUUAGUUAAGCAGUUUAUAUUUCAUCUGUAAGCUCUUUUUUUCUGCUGCAUUGCCUGCAUUUGUUAAGCGAGUACACUAAAUGUCUCUCUUAUCAAACAGUUUUCAGCACCCAGCCGCUUGUUGCAAAUCUGGUAGAUGUUGAUGACCCUUAAAGCAACAUUUCACGCAAUUUUUUUCUUCAAGUUUAAUAAAGAACAAACACAUUUCCUUGCAUCUUGAAGCCAUUGAUACACCCCUGCCACUGGACUGUCCUGCAUUUUAUCCCAGAAAUUGUACAAUUCAUGAUGCGGCCCUUAAAUGAUGCUGAGACUUAUUUCAGAAAAUUAUAAAUGUAGAAAUUAACAUUUUUUAAGAGAAAUUGCUGUAGCUGGAAUGUUAGCAGAUUAUUGACAGUGAUUUGGCUGUGAUUUGUCACAUCUGGGUGUUUUAUAUUAAUUCCCUUUCCUCAACAAAAGAUUUACCCAAAAAAAAGAAGAAAAAAAAGAGAAAAAAUCCCCCCAAGCAUCUAUUCUCUCCUUGUUAUAAUUUUUCAUGAACUGAAAUACCUCAUAACAUUUAUAGGAAGUGUUUUUGUGUCAUGCUAUGUAGAUCCAAACUGUUCAGAAAGCAGUUCACUUUAAUCAGAGCCGUUUUCAUACGGUUCUCCCCAAAUAGUACAAAACAAGUAAUGAUUUAGGUGGCUACUACAAAUGAUAAUUUAUAUUAGCAACUAGGAACACUAUUGGCCUUGUUGUGUAAGCUGAUCCACCCCUCACAAACAGUGUCCUCAGAUGCUCACCUGUGUAAUUUCACCAACUUUUUCCACUUGUGUGAUGCUCACUUAGCUCCAAUCUAGAAUUGUUGAAAGUUCAGGGUUUUAGAAAUGUGAGAUGUGUGAGAAAAUAGGUGUGACUAAAUGACAAUAGUCAUAUGCACUGAUCAUCUGUAUAAUCAGCUUUUUUUUUCAGAAAAUUGUUAUUGUAGAAAAAAAGAAUAUAAAGCUAUUUACAGAGUUACCUUUGGUUGCCUGGAAUGCAUCCUGUAUAUUCUUGUACGGAGGACUACCUGGCAGAAGUUGAAGAGAUUUUAAAAUGCUUGCGCCCUCUUGUACAUAUUGAUGUACCUCAGUGGUGGCGUUUACUGUGUGACCCUUAGCAGUGGUGGUUUUAUUUGUCCCCUUGCAGGGCGACCUGAGCCUCACUUUGCUGACCUUUUUCAGCUCAUAAAUAAGCUCACCGAUUUGCCUUACCCAAUCUCAUGUUGCCCCCUAAAGUACUUGUUCAACAAAACACUAUGAGGAGUAAUGCUGCUGACGUUACACUCUUACAGAUUAAAAACUGUCUCCAUGUUAGGGUACUUAAGCUAUCAACAAAGUGACUUUGUCCUGGUUGUCACAAGGUACAACUUUUCAACCAUUGCUGGUUUGUAUGCUUUUUUUUUUUCCUAUCUUAUUGAAUUUCGGUCUUGAAAGCUUAUUUAACUUUCCACUGCAGAUGAUGUCAUACUUUUAACAAAUGCAAGUGUUUUAACAUGGUAACCUCGUAAGCAUUCAAAAUGUGCAUACAUACAUUCAUGUCUGCUAUAUUUAUGAUUACCUUCAAGAAUAGCUUUAGAGUGCUGUAGAUAAGUAUUGUCAAUGUUUAUUCAAAUGCUUCUCAGAGGCCUCUGUGAGUGAUUUUACAAAGUUCAAUAACUGUAUAUUUUGUAUUAUGUUCUAGCUCCAAAGGAAUGGCAAAAAAGGAAAAUGUUUAAAAAAGCUUUGUUCCCUGAACUAAAUUGUACUAUUUGUGUUGUUGAUUGAACAAAUUGCAUUCCUUGCUUGUGAAUUGAUGCAUUUUUCUCCUUGCUCCUUAAAAAUUUUCCCCUUCUUUCCCUCCUUUCUUUCAUUUUUUAGCCUUUGAAGUUUGAAUAAAAUUUCUAGUUUGCAGAAUGUAUUACUAAAUAAAUGGGUUGUCAUCUUGUA